GCAAGCCGCAGCAACCCUUGCACCGAAAACGAUAAAAUUUCCCUACUGAACGUUUUAUAAUCAAAGUCAACUGUUCACGCCUGACACAUCUUGUAUUUGCAGCAGAAACCAUUGCGGGUGCUUUUCGGAACAUUUUCGUGCAAGAAAACCACAUUUAAAAAAUGUCGGAAGUCACUUCUAAGAUCCCGAAGCCAGUGCUGCGCGGAUUGCACAAUGCCUCCAUCAAGCGCAAUCUGGUCGUGUCUGGUGUCCUGUGCGUUAUUAGUGUAGCUGCUUUCAACUUCCUUUACGUCGAACCGAAGAAGCAAGCGUACGCUGAUUUCUACAAGACCUAUGACGCUAACAAGCACUUCGAACGUAUGAAGGAUGCUGGUCUGCUGCAAUCCGUGAAGGACUAAAGUAGCGCCAGAUUGGUCUAUAAAGAUAGUUUAUUGCCGCUUCAUGUUUACAAGUAAUAAAUAAAAAGAUCACUUAACAU
Aedes aegypti (yellow fever mosquito) is the source of this 478-nucleotide messenger RNA. RefSeq names its product cytochrome c oxidase subunit 6C-2 (gene cype). The coding region runs from base 162 to 398 and encodes 78 amino acids. NCBI's taxonomy places the organism in Eukaryota, Metazoa, Arthropoda, Insecta, Diptera, Culicidae. The transcript has 3 exons. The record is from RefSeq and is a predicted model, not a curated record.